This is a messenger RNA of Coffea arabica (coffee), 2684 nucleotides long. RefSeq lists its product as uncharacterized. The record is from RefSeq and is a predicted model, not a curated record. Gene Ontology annotation, molecular function: RNA binding. Lineage: Eukaryota; Viridiplantae; Streptophyta; Magnoliopsida; Gentianales; Rubiaceae.
CCUCCUCCUGCUCCUCCAGCAAAUAAUCCUCCUCCUCCUCCUCCCCGCGCCUGCCCAUGCCGUUGCCUUCUUCUUCUGCUUCUUCUCUCUGUCCAUGACUAUGAUCGCAAUCAUCAUCCUCAAUAUUCCUAUUCCUCGACCAAAUCAAAAAUCAAAAACAAAUCCCCCCCUUUUCCAUCCCUCUACUUUAAUCAACUCCGCAACCGCUACUUCUCGCUUCCUGCUACUACAACUGUUACACCACUGUUAACUCCUAUUACUACUACUACUACCGGUACUAUAGUUAUUGUAAUAAGUAGUAGUAAUAAAUACCUAAUAAAAUUUCACCUUUUUCGCCAACUCUUCCUAUUCUGUUCUCUUGUACAGCUGAUCCCCCCUCCGCACAAACCCCACUUCCCCUUCUUUUGACCUACUCCUCCUCCUCCUCCUCCUCCGGCCUUUUUCCACCUCAGUUUUAGUUUUUCUUUUUUCUUUUUUCCCCCACCCCUGAUUUGGCACCCCCCUUUUCUUUUCCCCUUUUCCCCACGCACAGCUCUCUCUGCGUUCUAUAGACACUACUGUUUCUUCAACUGAUCGAAUAUUCAACGGCUUUGUUGGGUUUAAUUUGGAGGGGUUUAUGUAGGGGUUUUUUUUUUUUGCCCUUUUUCCUGUUUUGAUUGAUGUCAAAAAUGUUUAUCUCAGGACCUAUCUGGUCGAGACUUUUUAAGUCUAAUAGUCAUGGUUAGUACAUAGAAGUAGUAGUAGUAGUAGUAUCACUCGUAAUCAUUUCCAACGCUGCUUUUCCUAAAUUAAGAUUAUAUUUUCAUACUCUUCGUUCUCCGAAUCUUCUCCUCCCUGUUCUCUCUCUCUCUUGCUCUCUCCCUGGUGGAAUCCAAUCAAACCCUCUCUCUCUCUCACCCCUUCAAAAUAAAAGGAAACACAAAUUCCCCCUUUUGGGUUUCUUUUCUUGAUUGUCAUAUUCAAUGGCGUAUCAGCAGCAGCAGCCCCCACCCCCGGUUCCGGGUCCGGGCUCGGGUUCCAGCUCGGGUUCUGGGCUUCAAUUUCUCAAUUCUCCGUUUGGGGACACCACUUUCACAAAGGUCUUUGUUGGAGGCCUGGCCUGGGAGACUCAGAGCGAUACCAUGCGUCGCUACUUUGAGCAGUUUGGUGAGAUUCUUGAAGCUGUUGUUAUCACCGAUAAGAAUACUGGCCGAUCCAAAGGCUACGGCUUCGUGACUUUCCGGGACCCUGAAUCAGCUAGGAGGGCAUGUGCCGAUCCAACACCAAUUAUUGAUGGUAGGCGUGCUAAUUGUAAUUUGGCUUCAUUGGGGCGACCUCGGCCUGCUUUGCCCUUUGUGUGUUAUUUUAUGCUUCUACUGGUCACAGGACGGCUUAGAUCACCAACACCUUACCUUGGAGGUCUUCCAGCUAAUAGAGGCGCCUAUGUUGGAAGUUUUGGGUAUCAGCAACCAGUUUCUUAUGGCUAUCAACAAGGCUUGAUGUAUUCUCCAUUUGGGUAUGCAACAUACAGUCCAGAUUAUGUCUAUCCUCAGGGUGUUUACAAUCCUUAUGGGGGGCAGCAGUACGUUCACGUAUAUGGUCUGCCUGGGACUGUUAAUACAACUAUGUAUCCUUACAGCCAGAUGGGUCAGACAGUUCCUGGGAGUCAUAGUUAUGCAGCAUUGCAGGGGUAUACAGUGCCCAAUCAUCAGCUUGUGCAGUUUGGGGGGCCUAGCGUCAAUGCUAUGACUACAUCAUCUAUACCAACAAUUCAGGCCCCCUAUCCAACAGGUAUUGCAUCACCUGUUCCACCACAGCCUCAGUUUCUACUUCCUGCUCAUACUCCUCAGUUCAUGCAAGGUAGCGGAUCUGACCAAAAUGCAGGGUGAGGGGUUUAUAAAGUUACCCUUAGAUUGCAGCAGGACUAAGAGCAGCAGUACUGCUACUUGAGUGGCGGGCUUCGUAUCUAGCCUUGCAAAUUAAUCAUUUUGCAUUCUAGAGGUCAUAUGUAAUCAUGCUCACCAGAGAAGUUAAAUGUUGGGAGUCGCUCACCAAUGGUGGAGAGAGGACCUGGAAGAUGCACAUAGCAGCUCUUUCAGCAUCAGCAUAUCAGCAUCAGCGUCAUGUAUGUAAACUGUUGCAUCCUGUCAGUGGAAGGGAUGACUGGCAGAGAGGCAUCACCAACCAAAAUCAAGGGAUAUGCUGCUGGAAUUGGUUUCCAGCGCGCCCGAGUAGUAGGGAAUAAUAAACCCAUGUAAAAAAGAAAAAAAAGAAGAAGCAGUGUAGUAGCAUUGUGGUAGAAUCAACAUAUGAUUCUUUGCUAGUCAGAAAAAAGAGUCCCAGCAUUUUGGGUCUGUAGAUAAAAGUCUGUGGUGUCUCCAAAGUCCCAUACAAUAUGGGGGUGGGGGUGGGGGUGGGUGCGGGUGCAUCGUGCAUUGGAUGCAAAAAAAGAGUCGGUGUCCCGAGUCUUUCUUGUGCAUAAUAACUAUAUAUAUAUAGUUCCGAGUCGUGCUGGACAUUAAAUUCUCUGUAAUUUGGAUUUAUUUUUAGAUGCCAGACUUCCAAGCCUGCAAUGCAUAUUGCAUGUAGACACUAUGUAUGUGGAAGCCGAGCGAGAGCGGUUGGUAUGAACUAAAAGCGCGCCUAGAGUCUCACGCUAUUGUUGGUCGGUCAUCAUGUAGGAGUGAUUAUUGGUUUUAACUUGG